UUUGUGUUUGUAUAAAAAACUUGAGGGCACCCCCGCGGCUUCACUUUCUCUACGAUAUUUCUCUUUCAUUUUAUUUCUAUUUCUAUCAUUUAUUUGCUUCUAUAGUGGUGUCUCAAAAGCCGCGAAGAUAGAUUCGGAUCGUAAGAGGAAGAAAUCUUCGAUCUCAUCCGCAGAUCGAACGGCGGCGAAGGGGGGCGAUCAACAUAAAGAUAAAGCUCCCACUUCCUCCACCAACCACCACCACCACAAAAAGAAGAGCAAGAUGUCUUCUUCAUCGCCCGCCAAUCAAGUGAGGGCUUCUCACAUCCUCAUCAAGCACCAAGGCUCCCGCCGUAAGGCCUCUUGGAAGGAUCCUGAAGGUCGCGUAAUCUCCAACACUACCCGAGAUGCCGCCGUCUCACAGCUCAAAGCCCUCCGUGACGACAUCGCUUCUGGCAACGCUAAGUUCGGUGAGGUUGCCUCUCGCCACUCCGAUUGCAGUUCCGCUAAACGCGGCGGGGAUCUCGGUCCUUUUGGUCGAGGCCAGAUGCAAAAGCCAUUUGAGGAUGCAACAUAUAGCCUUAAGAUUGGUGAGAUAAGUGACAUCGUGGAUACUGAUAGCGGAGUUCACAUCAUUAUGAGAACAGGUUGAUUAUUGGUGAUAAUACCUGGAUAUGUUGGCAAUUAGUUCGGUGUGUUGGAUAACUGUAUUCAAGAAUGUUCUGAAAUUAAUGUCGAUACUGCCUAUGGUCAAUUUGAGUGAUAUUUUACACUUUGGCAAUGACAUUUUAAAUGCUUGGUAUAAGUUGUUUGGCGAGGGCAUUUAAUUUCCGAACCAUUUUGGUUGUGAUUUGAGAUUAUUUGCUUGUUUAUAAUAAAAGGUUUUGGUUAUAAUUUA
Gossypium raimondii (Peruvian cotton) is the source of this 877-nucleotide messenger RNA. Its product is annotated as peptidyl-prolyl cis-trans isomerase Pin1. The transcript has 2 exons. Gene Ontology annotation, cellular component: nucleus; cytosol. The record is from RefSeq and is a predicted model, not a curated record. Gene Ontology annotation, molecular function: peptidyl-prolyl cis-trans isomerase activity. Bases 263 to 631 code for a protein of 122 amino acids. NCBI's taxonomy places the organism in Eukaryota, Viridiplantae, Streptophyta, Magnoliopsida, Malvales, Malvaceae.